AUGGUCGUCGACGAAAACACGCUUGGCAAGAAGAUGAAAGUACUAUCAAAAGAAGCAAAGCUUUCCGUUGAAUAUACCAACCACUCGAUUCGAGCAACCACAAUUACAAUCCUCGACAGAAAUGGCUAUGAAGCAAGACACAUCAUGUCCGUGAGUGGUCACAGGAGUGAGAGCAGUUUAAAGAGCUGCACUAAAACCGGCGAUUUAACGAAGAGCAAAAUGGCCGGUUGUUUGUCUUCUGCAAUUGAUUCCAGCGAACAUCACGUAGCUGAAAUUCGUAACGCUAUAAACCCUGACAUGUCUGCCCUGGCUACGGUAAGCAAAGAUACUGAAAUUGAGUCUCUUUUAACAAACUCACAAGAAGAAUUAAUCAUGCGGGAUUUCAGCUUCCAAACGACUACACAAACGUCAAAACAGUAG
Messenger RNA from Paramuricea clavata, 420 nucleotides. The record is from the annotation of a GenBank genome assembly. Lineage: Eukaryota; Metazoa; Cnidaria; Anthozoa; Malacalcyonacea; Plexauridae.